CGACAAUACAUAUAUAUCCCCAUAUUCUCACAUAUAUACAAUAAUUUUGUAUAUAUAAAAUAUAAACCAUACGAAACCCUUUUACCGACUGUUCUCUCUCUCCUCUCCUACUUUACUUAUUUCAUUCAAAGCAAGAAAUCGAAAAAGGACCCCAAACUUUUUUCUUCCUUCAUCUUUCUCUCCUCCCAUCAUCAUCACCAUGUCCUCCCAUACCAAUCUCCCCUCUCCCAAACCAGUUCCUAAACCAGAUCACCGUAUCUCCGGUACAUCCCAAACCAAGAAACCACCGUCUUCCUCCGUAGCUCAAGACCAACAAAACCUAAAAUGCCCUCGUUGCAACUCUCCAAACACAAAGUUCUGUUACUACAACAACUACAGUCUCUCUCAACCUCGUCACUUCUGCAAAUCUUGUCGCCGUUACUGGACACGUGGCGGUGCUCUAAGAAACGUCCCCAUCGGUGGUGGUUGCCGGAAAACCAAAAAAUCUAUCAAACCUAAUUCCUCCAUGAACACACUUCCUUCGUCUUCUUCCUCUCAGAGGUUCUUCUCAUCAAUCAUGGAAGAUUCAUCCAAAUUCUUCCCUCCUCCGACAACAAUGGAUUUUCAGCUGGCCGGAUUAUCUCUCAACAAAAUGAACGAUCUUCAACUUUUGAAUAACCAAGAAGUUCUUGAUCUUAGGCCCAUGAUGUCCUCGGGCCGAGAAAACACACCCGUUGAUGUCGGGUCGGGUUUAUCCCUAAUGGGUUUUGGAGAUUUCAACAACAACCAUUCACCGACGGGGUUCACAACCGCCGGAGCAAGCGACGGAAACUUAGCUUCUUCUAUAGAGACUUUGAGUUGUUUAAACCAAGAUUUACACUGGAGGCUUCAGCAACAGAGGAUGGCGAUGCUUUUUGGUAAUUCUAAGGAAGAAACUGUUGUCGUCGAGAGGCCACAACCUAUUCUUUAUCGGAAUCUUGAGAUCGUAAACUCAUCAUCGCCGUCGUCGCCGACGAAGAAAGGAGAUAAUCAGACAGAGUGGUAUUUUGGUAAUAACAGUGAUAAUGAAGGAGUGAUUAGUAAUAAUGCUAAUACAGGAGGAGGAGGAAGUGAAUGGAACAAUGGAAUUCAAGCUUGGACUGAUCUUAAUCAUUAUAAUGCAUUGCCUUGAAUCUUGGUAAGUUUAAGAAACUAUAUAAUCUAUAAUUUCAUAUAAUCUAUUUGCUAUGUGUUGUGAUGUAAUGCCAAAACUAUUUAUGUUUGUAGUUUUUUUUUUUUUUUGUAUUCUUUUUGUUGUCGUUGUUGGUUACUAUUCUAGUAUUUUAAGUUUCAAUUUGUAAACAAAAAAACAAAAUUGGGGGAGAUAUUCAAGAAUGGAGAGAGAUACUUACAUUAUAUACUGGUGAUUUGUCUGUAUUGAAUUGAAAGGUGGAACAGAACUUACUGUGUUUAAUUAUCGGAAAGCUCUUGGUUUGGUGAUGAAAUGUUCACUUAAUGACUUAUUGGAUG
Messenger RNA from Arabidopsis thaliana (thale cress), 1488 nucleotides. RefSeq names its product Dof-type zinc finger DNA-binding family protein. Bases 200 to 1150 code for a protein of 316 amino acids. The record is from RefSeq and is marked reviewed. Gene Ontology annotation, biological process: regulation of DNA-templated transcription. NCBI's taxonomy places the organism in Eukaryota, Viridiplantae, Streptophyta, Magnoliopsida, Brassicales, Brassicaceae. Gene Ontology annotation, molecular function: DNA-binding transcription factor activity; DNA binding. Gene Ontology annotation, cellular component: nucleus. The transcript has a single exon.